AUGUCCGGCAACUCGCGUCAAACGAACCUCUUCGAGUUCGCCUUCUCUAAGAACGGAGGAAACCGAACUCACAAACCCCAAGACGCACCUCAACAACCAAGCCAACAAGCAUCCACACAAUCAACCUCGUCGUCCUUCCCCACCCCGUCAUCCUCCUCAACCACAACACCGCAAUCUUCCCAAUCUCAGUCCCGCAGCGACGGCGGUGGCGGCGACCGCUCGAACCCAUCCCUCGCCUCCGUCUCCGCCGAGACCCGCACCGUCCUCCCCCGCAUCCUCCCCAACCUACCACACCUCAACGCCUCGAAAUCCGAGUCCCUGCACAUGGACUACCUCCCGCCCCUAAAGGCCUCCGCGUGUCCCGCGCACACCCCCCGCGCAAAGAUCAAGAUCGUCAACGCCGACACCCUGAACGCGGCCAUCGACCUCGCGGCGCAGCGGCCCGACGGCGGCCGCGUCGCGGUGCUCAACAUGGCCUCCGACAUCCACCCCGGCGGCGGCUGGCUCAAGGGCGCCGUCGCGCAGGAGGAGGCCAUCUGCUACCGCUCCUCACUGUAUCUGAGCCUCCACAAGCGGUAUUACCCGUUCAAGCGCCGCGGCGGGGUGUACACGCCCGACGUCGUCGUCAUCCGCAGCGACAUGGCGAGCGGGCACAGGCUGCUCGUCCCUGGGAUCGCGUACGCGGACCUGCCGGUUGUGAGCGUGCUCAGCAUCGCAGCGAUCCGGAGACCAGAGGUUAGGAGGCGGAAGGUCGUCACGACGGCGGGGACAGAAGAGGUGUACGAGUUUGCGAGGACCGGGGACCGGGCGCUAACGAUGGAGAAGAUGAGGCUCUGCUUGCGGAUGGCGGCGAGCCGGGACCACAGUUUGCUUGUGCUCGGCGCGUUGGGGUGCGGUGCGUUCCGAAACCCGCCGGAGGAGGUUGCGAGGUGUUGGCUUGAGGUGCUGGACGAGGCCGAGUUUGGGGCGGGUGGUGGAGGGAGGUUUGGUUCGCGGUUUACGAUCGCAAGAAUGAGGGCAACUUUGAAGUAUUUGAUGAGUUGUUGGGCGGUGUCGUGGUCUAAAAGGUGCGAUGCUGGUAUCACUAAUGUCUCUGUUCUCAUAUGUAGUAAAUGA
This is a messenger RNA of Colletotrichum spaethianum, 1116 nucleotides long. RefSeq lists its product as uncharacterized. NCBI's taxonomy places the organism in Eukaryota, Fungi, Ascomycota, Sordariomycetes, Glomerellales, Glomerellaceae. The record is from RefSeq and is a predicted model, not a curated record. The coding region runs from base 1 to 1116 and encodes 371 amino acids. The transcript has a single exon.